This is a messenger RNA of Puntigrus tetrazona (Sumatra barb), 2767 nucleotides long. RefSeq names its product cleavage and polyadenylation specific factor 4 (gene cpsf4). The coding region runs from base 1141 to 1962 and encodes 273 amino acids. The record is from RefSeq and is a predicted model, not a curated record. Gene Ontology annotation, molecular function: zinc ion binding; RNA binding. The transcript has 8 exons. NCBI's taxonomy places the organism in Eukaryota, Metazoa, Chordata, Actinopteri, Cypriniformes, Cyprinidae.
AACAAAAAUAGCCUUAAAAUCAAUGUAAAAUAUAUCAGUUUUCAAAUCGAUCCCUAGCAGGUUUAAGAAUUAUCUUGUAAUAAAAGUGAAUUAGGAAGAAAGUGAAAACUCAGAAUUUUACCAUCUUUAGAGGGAAGUCUAGGAAUGAAUAAUUAGAAUAAAAACUAAAAAUAUACAUGCUAGUUUAGAGCAUGUUAGUCAAAUCUGAGUCAUCAGAGCCAAAUGAGAAUAUUAGUACAGAAAUGGAUUUGAAAUAAAAAUUAUUACUAUGUUUUAUCAAGUAAACGAUUUAACACACUAGUGAGCGGUUUAAAAAAUACUUGUAGAAACGCAAAAGGCUUUGUUAGUUGACAAAAAUUAUUUGAUUUUUAUAACCGUUUUGAGUCAUGGUAUGCUGAAAAUUAUAGAAUCUAUAUAUUUUUGUUAUUCUUUAAGAACAGACAAAGAACAGGUUCUGUUGGGGAGUUACACCUAUAAAAUUUAAGCUUUAUAUAAUUCAGUUAUCUCUUUUUUUUUUUACAUUUUCGUAAUCCCGGGUCAGCUAGUCGAGUCCGACACACAAUAGUCAGCACUCUUCAUAGCACCAUUGUUAAGAACUGCAUGGCGUUAUUAACUGCAGCAGACCUUUUAAUCGACUACCAACAUACUGAUCAAGACCAGCCAUUCGUAUAUUUUUUUGUGCCGCCAAAGUUGCCAUCUAACGACAGAUCAUUGAAACACGUUUUAAUAUUAUCAAGACGAAAUUACUCAUGUCAACAAAUACAAUUAAAUAACAAACAGCAUUCGCGCGUUGCUAGAAAAUCGAUGCUAUUGUAAUCGAUUGCAUGUCCUGGAGUUCAAGGGUCACUCGUGAGCGGCGCUGUGGAAGUAGACGGUUCUAAAAUCAACUGUUUAUUUACAAUGUUUAUCUUUAUCUUUACCGAUUUACUGAUGAGCUACAGUAAAAACUGUUUACCCCGUUAAUAAAUCUGUGUUUUUUUUUUUUUGCUAUUUUCUCUUUUUACGUCUAGAAUUAAACCUGACCAACGGCAAACUGAUAAGUUGUUAGCCGUUAAGACUUUUAGUUUUCUGAUUAGGUGUUAUAAAGAGAAGGGUUUCAACGUCUGGUAAUAGAAAAAAUAUACAGGUUAUACUACAAAAAUGCAGGAAUUAAUCGCGUGUGUCGAUCAUAUCAAGUUUGAUUUAGAAAUUGCUGUAGAACAACAAUUAGGCGCUCAACCAUUGCCAUUUCCAGGAAUGGAUAAAUCUGGCGCAGCUGUAUGCGAGUUCUUCAUGAGAGCUGCCUGUAUGAAAGGUGGAAUGUGUCCUUUCAGACACAUCAGCGGAGAAAAGACUGUGGUGUGCAAGCACUGGCUUAGAGGUUUAUGCAAGAAGGGAGACCAGUGUGAAUUUUUACACGAGUAUGACAUGACAAAGAUGCCUGAAUGUUAUUUCUACUCUAAAUUUGGGGAGUGCAGUAAUAAAGAGUGUCCAUUUUUGCACAUUGACCCAGAAUCUAAGAUUAAAGAUUGCCCAUGGUAUGAUAGAGGGUUUUGUAAGCAUGGUCCGGACUGCAGGCACAGACACACAAGAAGAGUCAUCUGUGUAAAUUACCUGGUUGGCUUCUGCCCAGAGGGCAAGUCAUGCAAAUUUAUGCACCCAAGAUUUGAACUCCCUAUGGGUGCUACUGAACAGCCACCAUUACCACAGCAGGCCCAGUCUCAGCAAAAGUUUAAUCUCCAGCAGCAAAACAUGCAGCCUACAAACAGGUCCUCACAGUCACUCAUCCAGUUAACCAACACCAACAUCAACAACAACCAGAGAAUGCCAAAUGCUGUUGGGAUAGUGCACUCUAACAACAACAUGGGUGGCCCCCGCGGUCCUCGUCCACUGGAUCAAGUUACGUGUUACAAGUGUGGUGAGAAGGGCCACUACGCAAACAAAUGCACCAAAGGACACCUGGCGUUUUUGAGCGGACAGUAAAGUUUUCUACAAAAAGGAUCUCCAAUAAAUGUGACUAUAACUUGCAAAGUGACAUAUUUCAUUCCUGGUACAUUAAAGAAAUAGUUCACCCAAAAAAUUUAAAUUUAGCUGAAAGCUGAUUUGGCUUCAGGCUAUCCAGAAAUUAAGUUUCUUCAUCAGAACAGAUUUAGAGAAAUUUUGCAUAACAUUGUUUGGACUCUCAUUUUGAUGAGCAAAUGAUGUUAAACUUCUCAAUCCGUCGACACAAACUCAUAUAAAUAUUGGAUGGCCUGAGGGCGAGUACAUUUAGAUUUUUUGUGGGUGAACCAUUUCUUUAAUUUAUUACUGCAAAAGCUAUAGUUGAGAGACAGAAGUGUGGCUCUACCUCACUGUCCAUGUGCCAAGUGCAUCUCAGUACACAGUGAAAAACGAUCAAUGACCACCGUUUUCAUAUAGAUUUUUAUUUUACUUUCACAUGAAACCUUAUAGUCUUUUGUAUUGGAGCAGCAAGCGUCUUGAUUGCCUGAACUUUAAAGCGAAGCUGAAAUUAGAGCGAAGUAUAUACUUUUAAGGGAAAAUGAUAAACAAAAUUACCCGAAAUUAGAGAGGCAGAAAGGACAUCACUUUGUAGUCCAUUAAGAUACUUGUUUAUAUUAAAUGAAAGUGAUUGUUGGGUUGUUGUACUUCUUACAAAUAAAGAUUUACUGGAUUUGUAAAACCAUCACCUUCGAUAUGUAAUCUUUGUAAAUGUAGAUAAGUACCACAAUGUGGUUUUAGCUUGGAAUAGUAGCUUUUGCCUGAAUAAACACUUCUCUCAUUUUCCUUA